AUGAGUGAGGCAAACCGAACCACUGUGGAGCCCUCGGAGCUCCCCACAGCAUCGGCCGUAUCCCCUGGACUGGGCAGCGGGGCCCGGGCAUGGCCUGUGCUGGUAGGGGUCGUGCUGGGGGCUGUGGUCCUUUCUCUCCUCAUCGCACUUGCUGCCAAAUGCCACCUCUGCCGCAAAUACCGUGCCAGCUACCAGCACCGCCCGCUGUCUGGGACAGGGAAAGGGAUCCGCCCCGAGGUGGGUGAAGAUGAGGAUGACGAUGGCUUCAUCGAGGACAAUUACAUUCACCCUGGGGUUGGUGGGCUGGGGACGGAGGGAAGUAGGGACCACUUCUCCCUCUGA
Mesoplodon densirostris (Blainville's beaked whale) is the source of this 342-nucleotide messenger RNA. It is a transcript of the gene C2H1orf210, whose product is annotated as chromosome 2 C1orf210 homolog. The record is from RefSeq and is a predicted model, not a curated record. The transcript is spliced from 2 exons. NCBI's taxonomy places the organism in Eukaryota, Metazoa, Chordata, Mammalia, Artiodactyla, Ziphiidae. Bases 1 to 342 code for a protein of 113 amino acids.